CAAGGCUUGAAGCGGGAACUUUACAAACCAAGUUUUUCUUGAGAAGUGAUUUCCUGCAACGGCUGUCAACACUUGAAAGCAGAAGUGAGAUUGUCCGGUAAUAAUUCCAGGUGUUGUACGGUCGGAGGCAAACAUCCGACCAAUCGUCAACAGUUGGCUUUAUUUAGCAAGGAAUUCUAUUGCGUGCGCUAAAUGACACUUGGCAUGUUUCUAUUCAAGAUCGGCGCCAAUCGUUGUAAACACAACCAGUCGUACAAAUUUGCACAUGAGUGCAGAAGUAGAGAUGCGUGAUCUAGAGCGUUAUCCGAUGCUCUUAAAUCGUUCAUUUUUUAGUUGAGUUAUGACCGAAGAUUCUGAGGAAAGAGACACUGAGUUAUUAGAGAAAUCUGAAAAGACUGUCAAAUGUGUAGAAUGUUCAGAGUUGAUAUCAGACAAAUAUGUUCUCAGAAUUAAAGAUGACUUUUGGCAUCCAACAUGCCUGAAAUGUGCAGUAUGUCAACAGGAAUUAGGUACAAAGACAUCAUGCUAUAUGAAAGCUGGUAAAAUAUUUUGUAAAGAUGACUAUACAAGGCAGUUUCGUGUCAAAUAUUCUGUUAAAUGCUCUUGCUGUCAGCGGGCUAUUCAGGAGACAGAUUGGGUAAGGAAAGCCAAGCAACAUGUUUAUCAUUUGGCAUGCUUUGCAUGUGAAGUUUGUAAAAGACAGCUAUCAACUGGAGAAGAAUUUGCACUGAUUGACCAUAAACUUUUAUGCAAAUUGCAUUACAUAGAAAAACUAGAAUCCCCACUAACACCUGGAUCUAAUAACAUUGGGUCUAUGGUUUUGAAUUCAUCCGGCAAUGAAAGUGAUAUUAGCUCACACAGCUCCACAGUUAGAGAGUCUAUCAUUGCAGAAGAUGAGGAAGAGAAAGCCAAGAGAAAGGCAAACGAGAAGUUUGGUCUAGGAAGAUCAAAACGAGUAAGGACUUCUUUCACUGACGAACAGGUGCAAAUUUUACAAGCGAACUUUGAAAUUGAUCCGAACCCGGAUGCAGCUGAGUUGGAACGAGUUUCGCAGCUCACCGGCCUAUCAAAAAGAGUGACGCAGGUUUGGUUCCAGAAUUCCAGGGCUCGGCAAAAGAAACAAGGUAAUUACGGAAGACUGGUUGCUUCCAGUCCAUCUGGGAACACUUGAAGAAUGGGUCGAUAUAUGGGGACGGGACAGUUGACGGUUUUAUUUGGAUCUAGACAAGUGCAUGGUAUAAAAUACGAUAUUUGCCUGUGCAGGACAGUUUAAGUUGCAAUUGCAGCAUGAGCAAUUCAUUCGAUGAAGGUAAUUUCAUCCAUUUCUGACUGUACAAAGACAUGAUUUUGCUAAGAACGUGUUGUGUAUUCCCACGUAGAUGGGUUGAAAACCCUUAGCUUGAAUUAACCGACUUGAUUUGUAAUUCGCGUUCCAAGAAGCGCUCGAUUAUUUAGACCAUGGAAUGUGCAUGUUUUUUCUAAUUGACGUUUUGUCAUACAAAGAUAUGCUAUGAUGGGUUUCUGCUUUGGAUCCGCUGGAAAUCAGUAGACUAGGUAUGGACAUUUACAGAGUCAAAACUCACACAAUGUUUAGAUGUCUAAGUACAAUAAAUUUUAUGUCAUAACUCUUUUCUUAGAAUAAAGCAUACAUUGUAAUUAAGUUUGAUCAAAUGCAGGCGCUGCUUCAAGAAAAUUACUAGCUUAUUCUUGCUGCAUAUGAUACAUGAGAUGAACCCUAACACACCCCCCCCCCUAAUCCAUCCCCCAACCGACUCCUGCAAACGGCAAAGCAUUUGUCUUCAGGCAAUAUUUUCAUCGAAUUGCUGCCAUAUUUGCAGUGAUUACAAACCACUAAUUUUUAUGACUAUUUGUAUGUGAAUAAAGUCACCGUAUCCGAAAUCCAGUUUCCUUAUCAUUUACAAAACCUCAGUUUCCUGAUAUAUUCCCGUACAAUUUCAUGUUUUCUUCAUGUUUAAUCCCAGAUGUGUGAACUCUAAUUUUUGAAACAAAGUUUAUACACCUCAUAUUUUAAGCUAGGAUAAAAAUUGUGUGCCGCAGACUCCGUGUCUGAUUUUGAGAUAAUUUAAGACGCCCCUUUAUCGAUCGCGAAAGAUCGUUAUCUGCAUAUGAAGCAACCUUCUGCAACGACUUUGAGGAACGCUUGAUAUGGAUUGCAGCUCAUCGUUGUAAUUUAUGAACCGCAAUUGUUAAAAAAGCAGAUAAAAUAACUAUCAUUAAAUGAGACAUUUAUUGAGAGAGAAAGUA
Rhopilema esculentum is the source of this 2265-nucleotide messenger RNA. RefSeq names its product LIM/homeobox protein Awh. Gene Ontology annotation, molecular function: RNA polymerase II transcription regulatory region sequence-specific DNA binding; DNA-binding transcription factor activity, RNA polymerase II-specific. NCBI's taxonomy places the organism in Eukaryota, Metazoa, Cnidaria, Scyphozoa, Rhizostomeae, Rhizostomatidae. Gene Ontology annotation, cellular component: nucleus. The record is from RefSeq and is a predicted model, not a curated record. Gene Ontology annotation, biological process: neuron differentiation; regulation of transcription by RNA polymerase II.